UGUUUUCGCUCCGGAAGGGCGCCAUCAACCAUCAGUGCAUACAUUUAGUGUGUACAUGUACUAUACUUGUAGAUUUGUUUGUCAUUUUUAGGAAACAAGUUGGCAUACUUCACAAAAAUGCUUUGAAGGUAACAUUAACGGUUUCCUGACAUUAACGUUUUUCUAUUUUAUGCACUGUUCAACAUGUGUCUGAUAUGGUUGUUACUUGAUGAAUAGUGACUGGUGUCCAUUUUACUCUUGCCUGCAGGUACUCAGUGUGGUUACAUGUAGGCUACAUGUCAUUAAUCUACUUUUAAGAUAAUCUGGAUAGAAUUCGAUUCAGUCUGCGCCGUAGGUUUACCCAUAAUGGAUCAGGAUGAAAUGGAUGUGGCGAUUAAAGUUUCAAUCAGGGAACAACCAGACUCAUCGCCUCGUUCACCAACACCCCCUCCGCCUUAUUCACCACAUUUAUCAAACCAAACUUCAGAGACUGGUGCAAACCUCAUAACACUCCAUCGGUCACGAAUUCAACCAGAACUUCUUGCUGUAUUCAUGGACCCAAACAUACUGCAUGCACCAAUCAAAGUUCAAUUUGUCGAUGAGAAAGGUGCGGAUGCUCGAGGACUGUCACGUGAGGCCUAUUCAGCGUUUUGGAGGGAUUUUUUUUUAACAGCAUCUUGCGGGGAAAAUGAAAGAGUGCCUGCAAUAUUUCCCGACUAUGGUCAAGACGAGUGGGAAGCAGUCGGACGAAUAUUGUUGAAAGGCUACCAGGAUACUGGAGUAUUUCCACUUCAGCUGUCAUACGCAUUUUCUGUAGGUCUCAUCAAUGGGGUCUCAACAGUGACACCAGACAUCCUCUUACAGUCGCUGAGGAAAUAUCUUUGCAACACAGAUACACAAAUACUUGACAAGGCUCUUCUCGGGGAGCGACUAGAUGAAGAAGACAAAGAGGAUUUCUAACACGUACUGUCUAGAGUGAAAUGCCACGCAAUCCCCAGU
Molecule: messenger RNA, 978 nt
Organism: Asterias rubens (European starfish)
Lineage: Eukaryota; Metazoa; Echinodermata; Asteroidea; Forcipulatida; Asteriidae
Exons: 2
Coding region: 346-939 (197 amino acids)
Molecular function (GO): ubiquitin-protein transferase activity
Source: RefSeq, a predicted model, not a curated record